GCCAUGCGUUCGUUGUUAGUAUCUGCACUUAUUUGUGUUUUUCACUUAAAUGCUAUUUCAAGCCACGCUGUGUUUACAAAUGUGGCAUACUCAAAGCCAGUAACUUUAAGUUCUAGAUUUAAAAAACACCCAGAAUCAAACGUUGUCAACGGUCUGUUAUCUGACUAUACUCACACUUCGGCAGAGAAAUUUCCUUGGCUUAGGAUAGAUCUGAGAGCAAGGUUCAAAAUACGUUUAAUAGAAGUGUUUGCAAGAUCUGGUUGUUGUGGUAAUCAGUUACACGAUUUUGAUAUCAGAGUUGGAGAGAACAUUCACGACAUGCAUUUCUGUGGACAUUUUACGGGGCAUGCGUUCACUGGUCAGCGGAUUGCAACAUUUUGUCCCCAUAACACAGUGGGACGUUAUGUAGAGUUACAGAUCGUCAGCGGAAAUGUCAACUACUUGACUCCUGCAGAAGUUCUUGUGUGGGGUGUUCGUGUAAAACAUUAAAGAAACUCUGUAAAGUAACAUUUUGCUUUUAAUCCUAAUAAAAGAAAAUAUAUGUAUAUUUAUAAAAGAAACAGGUAACUCGUGUUCAAAUGUUGUUGUUAUAUUCAAUCUUUGAUUGGCCGUUUAAGUUACUCAGGCGUAUCAAAAGUU
Magallana angulata is the source of this 639-nucleotide messenger RNA. RefSeq names its product fucolectin-6-like. NCBI's taxonomy places the organism in Eukaryota, Metazoa, Mollusca, Bivalvia, Ostreida, Ostreidae. The transcript has 2 exons. Bases 4 to 489 code for a protein of 161 amino acids. The record is from RefSeq and is a predicted model, not a curated record.